Molecule: messenger RNA, 300 nt
Organism: Aspergillus campestris IBT 28561
Lineage: Eukaryota; Fungi; Ascomycota; Eurotiomycetes; Eurotiales; Aspergillaceae
Exons: 4
Coding region: 1-300 (99 amino acids)
Biological process (GO): negative regulation of ATP-dependent activity
Cellular component (GO): mitochondrion
Molecular function (GO): ATPase inhibitor activity
Source: RefSeq, a predicted model, not a curated record
AUGUUGCGCCAGGUCUCUCGCCCUCUGUCCACCGCCAGCCGCUCCCUCCGCUUGUCCAGCCGGUCCUUCUCUGCCGUCGCUCCCAAGAUGGCCGCGGGUGAUACUAGCGGUCCUGCGCCUACUGCCAACCGGGACUCCUUCGGUCGCCGCGAAGCCGCCGAGGAAGCUGUUUAUAUCCGCCAGCAUGAGCUUGAGAAACUCCGCAAACUGAAAGAAUCCGUCUCCGAGCAGCGCAAGCACCUUGAUAAGUUGGAUGAGCAUAUUGACACCAUGACCAAGGAGCAAAACGAGAAGAAAUAA